Exophiala viscosa is the source of this 1760-nucleotide messenger RNA. RefSeq names its product glucan 1,3-beta-glucosidase. The record is from RefSeq and is a predicted model, not a curated record. The transcript has 2 exons. Bases 213 to 1673 code for a protein of 486 amino acids. Lineage: Eukaryota; Fungi; Ascomycota; Eurotiomycetes; Chaetothyriales; Herpotrichiellaceae.
AUUACAAGAUGAAGAGGUGAGCGGGAGCACUCUCGAGAAAGGAGGAUGGGAGUGUGCAUCGUGUGUGUCGCAGCUUCCAGGUUUCCCGCCUUGCACAACAAUAACAAAACGCAAUCGUUCAUUCAGUUUCAUUCACUUUUCACACUCAACACCACUUCAAAUUCACCCAUCAAGAACAGGCUUACAGAAUAUCUCAGACAGUAUUGGACGACAUGGCGCGCCUUGCUAAGUUGCUCCUACUACUCACGCUGGCGUUUCUUCACGGACUCGCGCAAGACACCACCAUACCUUACAUUGUCCGUCCUGGCGACACUGCCUAUGCUCUUGCGAUUGAGUGCGGUGUCAACUUGAACGACGUGAUCGCUGCCAACCCAACAAUUACUUCCUGGACCAGCCUGCAACCGGAUCAGACCAUCCAAUUGCCCUCAACCGCCAACUGCCCCUGGUUAGUGUCCUCUGGAGCCGCGUCCCAGGUAGUACCGUCAAGCAUUACCUCAACAUGCGCGACCACAACAUUUACUACCGUGGUCACGUCGCAGGCCAGCAGUGCGAGUGGUGUGACUGGAGGACAAACUUAUACCGUGGUUGCGGGUGAUACUGCGUACAACAUUGCAGCUCGAUUUGGCAUAUCUUUGGCCGCUUUGGAGGUCGCCAACUCUGGAAUUGUGACCGACUGGAAUCUUCUACAAAUUGGCAUCACUCUACAGAUCCCUCCAGUGAUCCCAUCGACUGCGUCCGCGUACUCUGCAACGAUUUCGACAGGUUAUAUGGGAACAGCACUGACAAGCCCAUCACCAUCGGCUGCUUCCACCACCCUCGCAACAAGUCCAUCAGGAUAUGUGGCAUCAACAUUGUCAAGUGCAACAUCUGCUUCAGUUGCAAUCCCCAGCAGCAGCAUCCCGACUGGCUAUAUGGGAACACCACCAUCAAGUCCAACACCAUUGACGCCUAGCGUAUCUGAACUCUCGCAGGUCACAGGGGCCUUGGCUGUCCGCAACCUGGAUCUCGGGGAAGGAAUAGAAUCUCCACGAGACGUAUACAACUUCUACUCAGGAGACGGAUCUGUUGAACAGGGAUGGCCUCCAAUCUCCAGCUGGCUGUCUUUCAAUGCCAUGUUCCGGAAUGUCGAACUUUACAUCGGCCAAGGAUGCGUCGAUGGUGUUCCAGCCAAUUCGCCAAGCGAAACCGAUAAUAUCCGCGAUUCCAUUAUAGCCGUGGCCAACCAGUCAUAUAUGGACCCGCGUUUCAUUCUUGCAGUUGUCAUGCAAGAAUCGAAUGGCUGCGUUCGAGUCGUCUCGACUACAGGUGGAAAUGACAAUCCCGGCCUGAUGCAAAGUUUCGAAGGCACCGGGUCUUGUGAUAGCAAUGGCAUGCCAGUCUUUCCCUGUCCACCAUCGGUCAUUCGUCAGAUGAUCGUUGAUGGUACAGCAGCACCGGUCCAAGGCCCAACACUGGUCAGUGCGUUGAACAAGGCAGCCAGUCUGGACAACUGUGAACCUGCACAAGCCUUCUAUCGCGCUGCAAGACUCUACAAUUCUGGUCUCAACUCCUUGCCAGCAGAUGGAGACUUGGGAGGUGAUCCAGGAGCGACUUUAUGCUACUCGAGUGAUAUUGCAAAUCGAUUGCUAGGAUGGGUGAACGGCGCAAAGCAGUGCUACUUGGACGGCCAGUAAGAGUGGGUUAUAGGACGAAAGGAUGAAUGAUGAGAACACGAGGAAUUAUGAUGAUGAAUCGCGAAAAUCUGGUUUGACUACAAGACU